This is a messenger RNA of Bubalus bubalis (water buffalo), 1961 nucleotides long. RefSeq names its product GABA type A receptor associated protein like 1 (gene GABARAPL1). Gene Ontology annotation, molecular function: ubiquitin protein ligase binding; GABA receptor binding. Bases 288 to 641 code for a protein of 117 amino acids. Gene Ontology annotation, cellular component: cytosol; autophagosome; autophagosome membrane. The transcript is spliced from 4 exons. Gene Ontology annotation, biological process: autophagosome assembly; cellular response to nitrogen starvation; autophagy of mitochondrion. Lineage: Eukaryota; Metazoa; Chordata; Mammalia; Artiodactyla; Bovidae. The record is from RefSeq and is a predicted model, not a curated record.
GUCACAGGAUCAGCGGGCCGUCGGGUUGUUUUUGUGCUCGCAGCUCUCGGGAAAAGCCACCGGGAAUUCUUUACCUGGCCCUACCCUGUCUUGGAACCCAGGCCCCGAGUCCCUCCUUUCUGAAAGCUCUGCCGAGCGGCGCUGCGACGUGGGCUGGCCUCUCGGAAGCGAAUCUGAGACUCAUUGCGAAUUGCCUAAAGGGAUCAUCAUCAAAAGACGGGAGAGACGCCUUCGUCCGCGAGAGAGGCAGGCCCCGUCCGGGGAUUUUAGAAACCCUGCGGUUCAUCAUGAAGUUCCAGUAUAAGGAGGACCAUCCCUUUGAGUAUCGGAAAAAGGAAGGAGAAAAGAUCCGGAAGAAAUAUCCGGACCGGGUCCCUGUGAUCGUGGAGAAGGCUCCCAAGGCCAGGGUGCCUGACCUGGACAAGAGGAAGUACCUCGUGCCCUCUGACCUCACUGUUGGCCAGUUCUACUUCUUAAUCCGGAAGAGAAUCCACCUGAGACCUGAGGACGCCUUAUUCUUCUUUGUCAACAACACCAUACCUCCCACUAGUGCGACCAUGGGCCAGCUGUAUGAGGACAACCAUGAGGAAGACUACUUUCUGUAUGUGGCCUACAGUGACGAGAGUGUCUACGGGAAGUGAGUGGCGGAAACCGGCCAAUGGGAGCGACCGGACUCGGGGCAGGGGGAGGGGCAAGUGUGGGGCUUGGGGAGAGAGAGACAGAGGGAGGGCUCCCCCCGUGAAGGAGACAGAGGAGGAACACCUGGAAACACGACACCACACACACCAUCACCAUAUUUUCACACGCUCGAUUGACAUUUUUUGCUGCUUUCUCGGCCUUGGGAGAAAGCAUGUCAGGGCAGAGCUGUUGGGUUGGUUUUGAUAGAAAAAAAAAAUGGGGAUAUUCUAGUCUCACAACAAACACUGCUGCGAAAUCUGAUUUCCAUGGAAGAAUCAGGGGGUGGGCAAGCUGGGGCCAGAGACCGUGAACCGACAAUAACUUCCUGCUCUCCUUUGCUUUGGGCAGAGAUUCUAUUUUUGACAUUUGCACAAGACAGGUGGGGAUAGGGGUUGAGAAUGUUGCAGGAUUACUGGCUGGUAGUGGACCAUUCCUGGGGACCAAAAGAGACCCACUGUCAUUGAAGUAUUAUAGCCCCUGACCUCUCCUAUCUCCCGCAUCCCUCCCACAUCCCAGUGGUCAUCUCACAAGCAUCACAGUACCCAGCCCACCACCCCUGUGGUGGCUGUAGACCUCAGACCCAGACACUUAGAUGGAGCUCCCCUUCUGCUGGAGAGUAGACGCCAGGCGUGAGGGACGUCAGGAUUGCGAAGAUAGUCUCCAUAGCAUAGAACUGGAACUGAAUGAGUACUGAGCAUCUCUGUCUAACCUGCUUUGCUCUUUGGUGCCCGUUUUCCCCACACCUACCUUGGACUUGAAUGAGCGUCACCCAUUUCAGUAAUAGGCUAAAACCACUCGUCUUGACAUUUCCCAGACUUCACUCCAUGAGUUAACGGAGUUACGUACAGAAAGGGCAGGUAUGGGGUAAGAUGGCUUGUCUGCACCUCUCGCUUAUCCAGAACUCUUGCUCCCGGCCCGCUGUCCUCCACUUUCUCAAUGCACAGAGAUGCAUGGUGAGGGCCAGUGGCACCCCCUCCUUGGGUCUUAAUUUCCCGCAGCUGCUAGUUAGAAAAAUUUGAGAAGGGUGACUUUUCAUAGUUCUUGGGGAUUCCAUUUGAUUCUGAUUAUUUUCACGUUAGGGUUAUGAUCUGGGUGGGAAGCAGGAAUUUGCACCCAGAUGGGACAUUUCAAUUCAUCUCAAGACACUUAAGUUCAUCUCCGUGAAUGAAAAGGGUCCUUCCCGUGGGGGAAGUCCGAGGGUCAGCUCUGUCAAGAUGCAGGCUCUUGUAUAAUGAAGUUUCUGCUGUCAGACCAAGGAAAUAAAAGAAUUGCAUACCUUAAAA